Messenger RNA from Chroicocephalus ridibundus (black-headed gull), 15894 nucleotides. It is a transcript of the gene TMEM178B, whose product is annotated as transmembrane protein 178B. Gene Ontology annotation, cellular component: membrane. The coding region runs from base 1837 to 2721 and encodes 294 amino acids. The record is from RefSeq and is a predicted model, not a curated record. The transcript has 4 exons. NCBI's taxonomy places the organism in Eukaryota, Metazoa, Chordata, Aves, Charadriiformes, Laridae.
AAGAAAGUAAGGCUUCGACAUUUCCUGCCUGGGAAGUGGUGCAGUUUAUCUUUAAGGAGGCUAGAGAAAUAAGAAAUGAGUCUCACGUUGCAUGGGUGACAUCACUGGCUUUUGGCUCAGCGCUCUGUAUUCUCUGUCUGUAGGCUUUAGCCAAGGCUGCAGGGCUCGGUGUUUGAACAAGGAAAGAUUCCCAGGUGUACAGAAGAUUGGAUUCGCUCUUAUUUGGGUUAAAAACGGUGAAAUGAGAUUUCUAAAGCUUGGGGACUCCAGCUCGCCUUCUGUUGCACUUGAUCUCUACAAAAUGGGUGAGUUAUUCCCAUUAGAGAGAAAGGGAGUGGAAAUUUAAGGAGAAAGAAAAAUAUGUCUGAAUAUAUAACUGCUGAUGCUGGGGAUACGAUUCGUAUGAAGCUGCUGAGCUAAAAAUCUCAGCUCCGACGUGGAGAUCGGCCCAUAUGGCAGAGAAAUGGUGCAGACCGAAAGCUGUUGACAACUGUUAGGGGCUGCUUUCCUCUCCCCGCGUAAGGUGUGUGUAACCUCCCCCCCACCCCCAUCCUCAUCCCCACCCCCCGGUUUGUUUUGGUUUGAUUUACCCCGACCUCCCUCCCCUCCCCAUUCCUUAGCUUCCUUUCAGCCAGCCGUAGCCCUGCCUGCCCGCCUUCAUCUUGCAGAUGGCUAACGUGCCGCCGUGUUAGGCAAACUGUGCACAACACAUCCCAGCGCCGGGGACGAAGGAAGCCUUUUUUCAUAUACCAGCGGAAAGGGGGUGGUGGUGGUGGUGGAAAAAAACCCCACGAUGCCGGGGCCGAGGACUGCUUCCAGUGCUGCCUAGCGGGAGGCGGGCGGUCGCGGCAGGUCCCCCCGCCGCCUCUCCCGGCCCGGGAGCGGGGAGGGUCGGCGCCGCGCUCGCCGGGAGGGAGGAGAACCGAGGCGCUGCCGGGGCGCUCCGGGGAAGGGGCCGUGGCGUUAACGCUGCCUGGAUGACAGCGCAGACGACAAAAGCAGGCGAGUGAAUGGCAAGGCUGGCAGAGAGAAGCCGAGGUGUUUCCGAAGCCAAGAUGUCAGUGACUGUCAGCGAAGACUGCUAAGCGAGAGAGAGACCUGUGCAUGCCUGCGGUUCCAGAUCCAGCCGAGGAGGUUGUGUUUUAGCCACGAUUUAAAACAGCAGCGGCAGCAGCAACAACAGAUUGCUCCCCCCUCCUGCUCCCUCCCCUUCGACCCCGCUUUAAACCCAAGCAAACGACCGACCGUCCAGACGAUGAUGCUCUCGCUGAGCCGCUGACAAAAGAAAAGGCAAGUCACUCGUUCCUGCAACCCGGAUACCCGGCUGCUUGCAAGCGGGAGAUCUCUAGCUGUUGAACUUUUCUGUCCUGUGAUGAUGCUGUGGUGAGCCUGCUGAUCUGAAAGCCAUCUCUUCUGGGUUUCCGAGCUGGCCAGAUUGAAAGAGAUUAAUGGACUGAUCAAACAGCUGUAGCUUUCAGCUUCAGGGGGGAUAUAACCCAUCAGCCCUUGUCGCUCGGUGCUCGUGGUGGAGGGGAGCAGGACAUCUUUAGUAGGUGGGUUGCUGGCUUCGAGGUGGAAGGCUGUGUUUCUCCUCGCCAGGUCUCUUCCACAGAGGAGCAGAGGCAGAUGAGACUCCAGGACUGCCUCCAGGGCAGAACUUUGUAGCGCUCUCAGCAUCCCUCUGCAGCGUGGAUGUGAGCCACGGGAGUUGGGAUGUUUGAGGCAGUCUCUGCCAAGUGACACCUAGCAGCUGCUCCGGAGGUUUUUUGCGUGGUCUCACGCUCAAGGGCUUUGCCUGUUGUGAAGAUGUCCAUGGUGUUUCUGUGAAGCUGAGGUAUGGCUGCUGGAAGGUUACUGUUGUAUGCUGGCCUCUCUUUAGCUCUCUGUGCCCUGGGCAUGCUGGCUGUGGCAAUCUGCUCUGACCAUUGGUACGAAACUGAUGCCAGGAAGCACAGAGAGAGGUGCAAGAGCAUCACCACUAAGAGAAAUGAUCCUGGCUUCAUUUAUAAUUCCAACAACAACCUGCCUCUCAGGGCCAGCAGGUCUAGGUUGGACCGCUGGGAAGGGAAACUCCUCUUGGCAAGAAACAGGAGGCAGAUCUUUGCUAUGAGCGCAGUCGAUGAGUGCAACAGACAGUACAACUCGACCAACAUGGGGCUCUGGAGGAAAUGCCACCGACAAGGAUUUGACCAAGAGCUGGAGGAGCUGAUUGCCAAAGGAGCAAUUGAGCGGUGCACGUACAUCAAGUACCACUACUCCUCAGCGACCAUUCCCAAGAACCUCACCUACAACAUCACGAAGACAAUCCGUCAGGAUGAGUGGCAUGCCUUGCAUCUGCGCAGGAUGACAGCUGGCUUCAUGGGCAUGGCUGUGGCCAUCAUCCUCUUUGGAUGGAUUAUCGGGGUGCUGGGGUGCUGUUGGGAUCGAGGCCUUAUGCAGUAUGUGGCAGGGCUUCUCUUCCUCAUGGGAGGAACCUUCUGCAUCAUUUCACUGUGCACGUGCGUGGCUGGAAUCAACUUUGAGCUCUCCCGCUACCCCCGCUACCUGUACGGACUUCCCGACGACAUCAGCCAUGGCUAUGGCUGGUCCAUGUUCUGUGCGUGGGGGGGCCUGGGCCUCACUCUUAUCUCUGGCUUCUUCUGCACCCUGGCCCCUUCUGUCCAACCUGUCCCCAGGACCAACUGCCCCAAAUCUAGACCUGAGAAUGGGACAGUGUGCUAAAACAAAUAGCAAACAAAUGCACACACACAUACAUAUAUAUAUAUAUAUAUAUAUAUGUCUAUGUAUACCUAUACAUGCAUAUAUAUGUAUAUAUAAUUAUAUAUAUAUAUAUACUCAAAUUAAUGCCAGUGCCAAGGUAGAGCUGAGUCCGACACGGCACUCACAUCUCCACUGGACUCUGUGUUGCUUCGUUCUUUCUCACAACGAUGGGAAAGCUUUUCUCUCACAUGGCUCUUCCAUCCAACUCUUAACUUCAGCAUCAUACCUUAGAGGUCAAAUGAACAUACAGUUGCACCUACUUACUGCCGUUUGGGAAGGGGAACAAGGGGUCCAUGGGGGGGAUCUGGAAUCAGAAUCUGUACGAGACAUGGAGGAUGGGGUGGGUGGGACAAAAAGCCUGACCAUUGCAGCCAGAAGGGAGAAUGCAAACAGCAAGCAAAGGAACAAUUCAAGCAUUUGAGCCACCUCUACAACGUACCUCCUCAAGGCCAUCAGAAACCCACACACUUUCUUUUUCUUUCUUAAAACAAAAUGACAGAAGCCUGCCCUGUCAUUGGUUUGGGGGUUUUUUUUUGGUUUUUUUGGUUUUUUUUACUUAAAACAUAGAAAACAAAGUGGACAGAACGUGUGGGGAAAAGCAGAAAAGCAUUUUCUCUUUGCCUGCCAAACUUUAGAAAGAAGCAAACAAGUGAAAAUAAUAAUACUAGUAACAAAAGGAUCUAACAAAAUAAAAACAGAAAACAACAAAAAAAAACUCCAUGAGGACAUCUCAGCGGACUUUCCAACAAUGCAGUUUUAAUCUUCCAGCUGCCUUACAUCCAGGCUUACAACUGAGGCUGAACUGCUAACGUAAAUGCAGCAGAAGGCCUUUUGAAAAUGCUGUGAUACAUGUGUGUAUAACUUUUUCUUCCCUCCUUUUUUUUUUUUAAAGAAAAAGAAAAAUUUAAAACAUUGCAAUGUGAUUGUCCAAUAAACCAUCCAUGCUGUGUUUGUGGCCCAAAACUGAGGCACUGCAACUGCAGAAGCGUGAGGAAACCCAUCAGGUCUGAGACAGCGUGUCUCCUCUGGUGGAUUUCAGGAUGGUUUUUUGUUUUCAUGGAGCAUCUGAGAGUUCAGGAUGGUGGAUCCAAGGGAAGACUGACCAGGAAGAAGGGAGGUGGGGGGAGCCCUGGCAGUUGUUCUUCCCAGGUACUUACUGGAGUGGGAUUUCAUCAAGUUUCCAUUUUGGAUGUUUGAGACAACUGGGCAAAAGCCAUUGCCGAGGAGAAAAGGGGAGCUGAUUUUUGUAAGGGAGAAGUCAGAGACGCCUCUUGUUGUGUUCAUGUAUGCCAAAUAAGACCUUCCCACAUCUUUGGAAACUGCCCCGGUUCACUGGACAUCUCCACUCUUCAGCUGGGAGAACUGCGUACAGAUGGAAGCGAAAGGGUCAGAUGCAGAAAACAAGAGACCCAUUUCCCAUGAGCUCAAGCGUUGUAUAAUGUAAUUGUGAAUCUGCAAAUGGGACUCUCUCUUUUUUUGGUCUUUCUCUUUUUCCUGCUACUCCUCUUCCCGUUGUCUCCUUUUUCCUUCACUCUGCUUUUCCCAUCAUUCAGGUGGUAGGUACCAGAAGAGCUAAAGGAACAGCUAAGUCUGGAGAGGCGGGUGAAUGCCCUUAGGGGAAGCAAAGCAUUUUGGCUGUGAGGGCAGCGGGCCCUUUAGGGGAACAGUGGCUGAGGGGAAGGUGGGGAGAAAGGGCCAAGGGUGUAACCAAAGGGAGUCUGAAGAGGUGAUGACUGAAUGGCCGUAUGCGGGAGUGAGGGUACCACUGACAAACAUACAGGCAAAGGGAGACAGGGCAAAGAAAAAAGGCCUCCUGAAAACCAACUCAACCCAACCCAACAUGCUCUUAAUUCAGGGAUAGUACCAGCAAUCCUUUCUUACAUGAUGGCUGCAUGCUGUCAGUCCUCAUUAGUCAACAAAAGUCAUCCUCUGCAUCUACAAAAACUCACCAGGAGAAGGAGGCAACCUGUUGAAACUGCCUACUGCACAUAAAUGAAGGCAUUAAUUUCCAGGUCAUGCCAUUCACACAGCUGGCAAGGAACAGUAUUUUGCUCGGUUAAAAAAAAAUCCAACCAACAAAUAAUUCUUCUGCAAUACAAUUGCAUAGCCAGCCAUUCCCCUUCCAGCCCUACUUCCCCUCCUCAUUACACCUUAUGUGAUGAUGUUGCUUUAUUAACAGUGCCCAAAGAAAGGACGUUUCUGGAGGGUGUUUUGGAGUAGGGUAGAUUUGAGUUGCUUUCAUUCUUUCUCAACUACCUAGCUUUUACUUUCUCUGGUCUACAAAUUCCCCAAACAUGCCAACGCCAGCUGCCAAGCCAGUGUGUUGCCAUUGAAGUGCCAUCCCUGGCAACUGAAGUUUUGUCAUUUCAUUCUCCAUUAGAUCUGACUGGAGAAUGUAUUUAUUUAUUCAUGUUGAAAAUGCCUUUUGAAGAAACCUCCUUUUUAAGUAGAUCGGUUUAUUGCUUUUUUUCUGGCAAGGUUUUCAAAUAGAGUGGUUUUGAAAAGCUUUGAAACCGUUUAACUGUGCAAGUGCCUACUAGGUGAGGAGGCUGAUGAAUGACUAUUGGAGUGAAGAAGGAAAUUAAAAAUAAAAUCAGCUCUUGGAAAGCUAAAUGAAAACUAAAAGCAGAAAGUCAAUAACUGAAAACCAAGAGAGACCUAUAAACAUUUCACGAACUUUUUCAAAAUAUGAAAAAUUUUGAGAAAAACCAUCUCUCAUUAAGAGAUUAAUGCUUUAGAAAAAUGGUAAUUGUUUUAUUAAAACAGCGUUGAACGCAAACUUCCUUCCUCCUCUGCAGUGCUGAGCGCAAUAGGGAAGGUGUUUCAUGUGAACACAGAUACCUGGAGUGAGCCAGGUAAACAAAAUGGCACGGAGGUGUCUAGCUGGAGCCCACCAUCAUGUCCUGUGGCAUGGAAAGCAGUAUGACAGCUCCUGUGAUGAUGUACAGUCUUGUGUGGUCCGUGACAAUCCACAGGGUGUAUUCUUUUGCAGAUCCAGUUUUGAAAGAGGUAUAGCGGUAAGAUUUAAAGAACUUUAAAGUAUUUUGCUGUUUUGUGGGUUCUCAAAGCUUUCCUUUCUUUCUGCGGCUGGCAUGAAAAUAGUUCUGCCUUGAUGAAUUAUUCUCUGACAGUGUUGGUUUACAAGCUGUGUAUGAGCCUGUGUGUUUGUCUGUGUGUAGCGAUGGUGGAAGAGGGUUAGGAUUAUUUUUAUUUACAAGAGACAAGUGUUAACCCUGGACCUUUAGACCAGUUCUGUGAUGUUCCACGUGCUAUAGCAUGGGCUCUGUAAGGCCUGUGUGGCUAUGAAACAUCUAAAAAACUAAGGGAGUAAGUGUCUGAAGCAGUAAAUGAUCUUAUAACCUUAAUCUCAAACCGGAUCCCCAAAGGGACCAUUUGUCCAAACACCAGUUCUCUUGUCUUUGCCUCAAAUAAAGGCAACCCCCCUUGGGAUAUUGUGAAUUUUCCUCUGUUACUUGCAGAACCAGGACGAGCCCCAUGUGCUUUGAUACCCUUGAAGGGGGCUCACAGCCCCACCACGCAUUCUGUUGGCUCAGACUCAUCUUUAGAGCAGGGUUGACUCAAAAUACAUCCGGAUCCAAAUUUACAAUGGUUAGUGUCUCUGUCUGUCCUGAGCCAAAGCACACUGCCAUCUAGUCUGAGUUUCUGCAUUUUUGGGAUGCUUUGAAAUAUCUUUUCUGCACAGAGAUUCAAGCUUUUUGACUAGCGUCUGGUUUUCAAGUUGAAGGAGUAGUUAAUUAGAAAUCUGUUAGCUGUGAUCCCGGCAUUAAGGGGCUUGACCUCAUCCUUCAGAUCUGCUCUGGUGAAGUGCCUAAGCAUGUGUUUGCUGGGAGCAUGUGACUAAUCCCCUUAAUUUUGGUUGACUAUUCAUAUGCUUAAAGUUAAGAAUGUGUUUUCCUGGAUGAUGUUCAGCUUCCUGCAGAGUCCAGCCCCCGCUUUUCUUUUCCUAUCCCACCCUUGUAGAUAAAGUGACACUCUUGUCCUAGCCUGAUGUACCAGCGGUUGUUUGGUCUCCCUUUCCGUGAGGUGGUAACGUGGGGCCUGUAGCUGGCAGGCUCUCUCCCUCACGUGGCCUUUCAUAUUGCACUGCUGAGACAACACGUCUCUAUGCCCCAGAGACCACGGAGGAACUUGACUGCAAUGAACGCAGAUGUCAUGAAAUGCCAGUCCUAGGGACGCAGGAUGAACUGGCUCAACCCACUGCGAUCUGCAGGCUGAGGUUUUAUGUGUAGGGACCCUCAGUUAUUGUACAGUGAAGUUGUCCUGUGACCGCAGCGAGUUACCUACAGGGGGUCCUGCUGUCCAUCCCUGCUGGGGGCACUGUACACAUGAGGGGGCUACAUGGCAGGAGUCCAUGUGCUCUGUAUCUUAUGUACUGUAUAGAACACCUUCUUCUUCAAGCUAAAGCUGUUUGGUGUUAAAAUUCCUGACUCACAUUGGCCACCUGUAUAUAUCAUCUCUCCCUUCUCCCUCUCUGCAAACACACAACUGAUCUUCCCUGAUCUAAAUAUUACAGUCCCUCCAGUUAUUUUUUUUCUUUCAUUCUACUCGAGGGACAGUCGCAAGUGGAUCACAAACCACCAGUGACCAGAACAAUUUCUUUGAAAUACUGCUUUUGAAAAAUUGCCGUUACUUUUUAAAAUGUUAUUCCAGCUGCAGUAACAAAUGAAAGGAAAAAAAAAAACCACCCCUCAGAGUCCUCUAAACAGCGGAUCCUCAUCCUCCCAGGAGCAUGCAGGUAUUCGGCUUUCCUGUAGCUGCGAGUCAUUUGGGACCACUUUUAGCUAUGGCAUGUUAGCUGUGCAGCUCACUGGAUAGUGAAUAAAAGAACAUCGGUGAGAGAGAGGAUUGAUAAGCAGGGUGUAUCUCAAGUUCCCAAGCAUUCCUGGAAGACUGUGUCUCCAUGGCUGUCCAUUUACCUACCAUGCAGCGCCUCCGAAUCAGGCUCAUCCUUGAAGCCCCACUGAUAAGCAGAGCUCAGAAGAAAAUCACUAUAAUCUGUCCUUAAUUCUUGAGUGCCAAGCUAACUGCCAGCAGUGAAAUGGAGAGGAAAUAAUAUGUUACCAAGUAUAGCUUAAAUAAAGACAUACAUUAUUCGGGCUCUUUCUUCUGUGUGUCUCUACAUAGGCCUAGGAGGGCUACAGGAGUGCUCAGGCACAUUCACACAAACCAACGCUGCAUUUCCUUGCCCCCAGGUUUUGCACUCUUUCAUGGCCCAUGCUGCUGUGCUCAUCUAUCCAGCAAGUGAGGACUCAAGAUGAAAAACUGAGACAGCUCUGAACAAUUGCCAGGCACCGCUGAGAGACAAAGAGUAAAAAGUGUGCAUGAAGCACAAAUGGCAUGUAAAGAUUAGCAAUGGGUGAAUUUCCAAGGUCAGGAGCUGAGUUUCAAACACGCCUGAGGUUUGAUUGCAAACUCCAGGCCAUAUCCAUAAGCUCUUGAGUCUGCCAGUCUGAGCUGAAAAACUCAUAAAAACGGGGCUUAGCGCAAAACUUAUAGCCCCACUCUUUCCAGUAAUAGCAAGAAAUAUAAUGCAUCUGUUCCAUAAUCUGUUGAAGUCCAUAGAAAGCUUCCACUUGGCUCCAGUGAGUUUUGGAUCAGGUACCUCAGAAAAUAAUUUUACUGCUGGUCCUGGCUAACACUGAAAAUGAAAUGUGUGCUUACACACUCACAACAUCUACUCUUUGGUCAUCGAAUGUUAUGUUUUUCUUUUUUUCUCCCUGAUUUAGGUUUUCCAUCCUGUCUGCCCCACUAAUAACCCAAUCUUACAGCCUUCUUCAGAGCCAUAGUUAGACAUUACAACACUUUUUAAAACAAAUGACCUACUGCUGGUGUGAGGGGGGUCUGAUAAGUUCCCUGUUGACAUCAGCGGGAGAACUGGAGCCUGAUACAAUGCUGUCGAUUUAAUUGCAGUAUGCCUUGCACGUGUUUAGGAUUUAACUUGGAGAAAGAGGCUAGGCGACUGACUGCCUCAAUAUAGGCCGCAAGAGGGAAAUGAAAUGCUGGUCACCUCUAGUAAAGCACUCCAGAAUCACAAAUCAGUUGUCCUUCCUUGCUCAGGGAAGACUUGCAAUGAAAAUAACUGAGGCUCAGAGAGGUUAUCUGUAGGGGAAGGUGGGGGAGUGAAAAAAAGGAAACCAAACGGCAGUUGCUAUAGGUCAGAAUUGACGGGCAUUGAUAGAGUUAACGUGAGGACAAUCCAACGUUGCCCACAGCAUCAGCAGCAGGAAUUGUCAGUCCCUUCCAGGACUGCAUUUUUAUAUUUUUCCGUCACUGAUUGACACUCCCGCAGAGUGGCGGAAAGCGCCUUCAGAAGUUUUCUUGCAUAGGGUGUAUACGCAUGGACACCCUCACUCCACUCCUUCCUUAGACACACACACACGCAUACCCAACAUGACGUGGGUGCUAGUAACCUGUAAAUAUGUGUACUAUAGAGAGAGAAAAUACGUGGCAAAAUGCAGCAUAAUAGUUUGUUUUCUAUUCUUUUGUACUUAACUCAGGAGUUGCAAUGCAAUUCAGAUGCCAUCGGCGUCCGUGUUAGGUUGUGCGUGCACAACUUGGAAACUAUCUGCUGAAGAGACGUGGGGAAACACAAUACAACUGGGAUGAAUUGGGUAUUCACCACCAAAAUGUAUUUAGAUAUUUAAGAAAUAGUUGCUGAUGUUCUUCUGAUCCCAGAGAUGCAGGGAAAGGAAGCAGCUGAGACACAAAAACAUGUUUCUUUCUGUCUGUUUUGCCUUUGGGCAGAUACGUCCAGCAAAAAGGGAGGCAGGGAGCAGCUCAGGGCAGAAACAUCCUGAAACACUGCAGCAAGACUUUCCAGGGCUGACCAUCAGUGCUCUUCAAUACAGGGUUUCUACAGACCUCCUUCUGAUCCAGACAGUCCUGAGCUAGCCAUUCUACCUCCAAAAAUGCAGUUGUGUCCGCAAGUCCUUCCUACCUUCUAGUGGCACAGGCCUUGGUACUAACCACUCAUGUGCGAUACGUACACGUGUCACUUUCUGAGUGCAAAAAGCUAAGGGGAAAAACCUGAGGUCCCAUCAGAAGGACAGCCUUGGUGUUCACAAGACUGGUUCUUGCAGCCCUCUGUUGCAAGGGGCGUCUCAACGCAGAUGGCCAUAGUCACAAGAGAAAAAAAUUGCACCAUAUCACCUCUAAAUCAAAAGAGUUUAUGAUCCCCUAGUGUAAAAAUCCCACUGUGCCGAGAGGCAAUGCCAUGGCAGGACACCUAUUUCUAUCCUCUGCAGAGGGCUUGUGCGGGCUGUUGGCAGCACCAAGACCACGGUUGAUGCCUCUCGGCAAAGCAGGGAGCUUCACAUCCCCAUGGCUCUGAGCCCUAUCUGUGGCAGCGGGGCACAGGAGUAUCUCUGUAAAGGCAGUUCCUUUCAAGUGGCCUUGUUAUUUUUGCCAGCUGGUCAGAAAUACCCAAACAGCGACAGCAAUUCUGCGGCAGAUGAGAUAAAGAGUCAAGUCUUCAAAAAGCUGCGUGACCUGCGGGUUUUGCCCCAGUUUCAGUGAUGUAGACACCAAGGAGCGUGAAUCAGAUACGGCUCAGCCUCCUGGGGCCAGCUACAAAAAAGAGCCUCAGCAUCCAGUUCCUCUUUAGAUGGUGAAUAGGAGGAAAACACUAAAUGCCUUUGGUGUCUGCAUGAUUUUAAAAAGAAAAACAUAUAUGCUCCUAAUUUGCUUAAGCUCUUGUGACAUUUUAGCUCGAGCAUAGUUUUCAUCUGACUGCAGAGCAUAAGGCUGCAUUUUUUUAUGAAGGGUUAUUCAUUAACAGUAUAGAUCAUAAGAAAAAGGUUCAAGUAAUCAGAACAAUAAAAUAAAAGUGCAGCCUUAGACUAUUCAGUUAGAGUGUACUGAAUUAUUUAUAACUCCUGGGCACCCACAACAAUCACAGACAUCUAAUUUAAACUGUUACUAUUUUUACUCAGCAAUUUCCAUCACUUAGAAUGUUUAUAUUCAUGUAUUUGUUGUUUGAUCUUUUGCAGGACAAAUUUUCCCCUACUUACGCAGAAAAGCAUAUUUGGGGACUUUUGAAGAUAUUCUUCUGCAGCAACUUCACUUAUUUUAAAGCAUUUUGAGGCCUAGUAUGACAGAUAUUACAACUUUCAAAGCUGUAAACUGUACCUAACAUGGGCUUGAACUUUCCAUACUUUCUCAAAUAAAAUUCCCUUUGAUUACAGGUCUUUGGAAUCAAUGGGAAAUUUGCUUCAUUAACAACUGUAAGACUGGGUCCUGUUUAUAUGACUUACAUGUCAGCCCACUUAAGGAUCUUUUGCAUAGACACAGGAACAGUCACUGCUAAGUCACUCCAACUUUAUGCCAAUCUCUUUUUGUAAAAAACAACCAUUAUACUUGUGUGUGGCUGGAAUAACGCAGGGUAAAGCUAGCCCAUAGGCUGACACACAUGUACAUGUAUAUAUGUAUAUAUAUGUAUAUAUAUUUGUAAAUUUAUGAAAAAUGUCCAUAGCUUCAUGAUUGCCUGAAAUAACCUGAGGUUGAUGUACAGAAUUUCAGGCAAAGGACUGUUUCUUUUUCACAAUCCUCAUGUAUCUCAGAUUUAAAUCAAAACAAGUUAAAAAUCAUUGUUUCCCAGGAAAAUCCUCAUUCUGCCAUUGCGCCAGUCGAGGAGGGGUACCACACUAAAAUCAGCAGCACGCACACCCACACACGUAUACCCAGUUACAGGACUGGGUCUCAAGGGCUUUUCUAAGGAAAAGACACGGACUGAAAAAGCCUUGGCGGAAUUUCUGUUCCACGUUAGCACUCUCAGUAGACUCACUUAUCUUUUAUUAAGAAGCUCUUUGUACAGAUGCUGUUCUUCUGCACUAGGUUUGAGGGGCACCUCUGUGGGUGAAGUCAAGCUACACAAAGGCCUGGAUUUUUUGAACCUGAAUUCAUCCCCAUUAACCUUAAGCACUUAACCGAGCUCCUUAUGUUAAUGGGCUUGUCUCCCUUGGUUUCUUGUAUAGUUAAUGAAAAGACAGUUGCUUCUAGAUGGUGAACCAGUAAAACUGACAUCUAAGUCAGCUUUAGGAUCUCCCUCUCACUCCAUAGGGUGACAACUCACCUAUCUUGGGUGGUCCCAAGAUCUUAAAAGAUCUUAAAUCCUGGUGAGAUGAAUCAGGGACCUAAUGGAGAAGAGCAUCCGUAUGGAGAUCAGUUGUGCCGUGUGCUUCAGGUGCAUGGCCUGGCUCACCAUGCAAAACGCACGUGUUAAUUGUGGAAGACUGUUGGAGCAAAAGGAGAUGUUCACAGCAGCCUUCCCCUCCCUAACUGCAAAAUGUCUGCAAAGGAUAGGGCUUGCCCCAACCCCUAGAAAUUACAUUUGAGGUGAGUUCCUGGUGGUGGUCUCUGGGCACAGACUACUGGGUGGUCCCGGUGCUGGCGGUCAGAGAUCUUUGUUUUGAACUCUUCACCUUUCUCUGUCAGUCCUCGUUGUUGCUGAAGCAGUUCAGAGAGUGAAUUUACAUCCUAAAAGUUUGAAUAUCUAAGCUGUUCAAAGGUUACUUUCUCACUCUGUCCCCAAACCGGCGCGAAAAAGGUCAUCUAGCUGGCAGUGAUAAUCAGAAAAUUUCCCUCCAAGGUACAGUUUGGGUAGUUUCCUGGUUUUUUUUCAAUGUUAAUAACUGCUUUACAAACAGCUUACAUGGAGAUUAAAGAGACUGCAAUUUCAUUCCUUAUUGUUGGGAUUAUCGUUGUCCUCAGAAAAACUAAACUGGGGACUCAAUAAGAGAAUGAAGUGUGACUGGAUUAUUCAGAAAGCUGCUCUGACAAGGCUGAACAUACGUCUCCAUCUGAUGGUGAGAGUAUCUCAGAGCCAAAAUUUGCGUAGCAAGUCUGUCUGGAAGGACCAGCAAUAUAACCCAGUAUAAGAACUUUGGAGCUCUUGUAUAUUCCCAUAUUUUACCUGAACAAAACAAACACAGUCAGAGGAGUGGGACAAUUAACCUGAUUUCUGGAAACUCCAGGGCUGAGUGAACUUUGGAUGGUGUGCCAAUGUAUGGUCACUACUGUUUAUUUCUACAGCUAAAUUUAAGUCAGUGACUUGACAAUUCUUUACCCAUCUCUCAGAACAACUUUAGUUUUGAAAAUACUGUGAAGGUUAUGGCAAGAGGGACUUCAGCUGGCCUGCGGGGACCUGUGAAGUAAAGAUUCAAUACUGUGUACCAGUACCUAGGGAAAUACUUUAGCUAGAAAGUGAAAGAUAAAGCUGAGUUCCAGGGAUCAAAAGUUAUUUUUCAGCAUGGUACCACCUUGACCAAGCCAUACUGUUUCAUCCUGACAUUCCUCUCCUCUUCUCCCUUUCCUUUUUUGAGGAGUCAGAUAUGUAUCUCUCUCUCCCUCUCAUCCUUUUCCUCCCUCUGUGUGACAAUAUAGAGAUGCGUCCUGUAAAGGUGUUUUUUCUAAAUCCCAUUCCAUACCAACUCUUGCAUAUGUGACUUUUGUUAUUUGAGAUGUCUGUGAAAAAGAAAUAAAGGCUUUAAGAGUGAACUCUGGAAAUGAGGAGGAGCUUGAGAAUAAAUCAAAUUUAAGGAUGCAGCACCAUUUUCUGCAAGACUUUUCAGAAUAUUCCUAAAUUCUCAUCAUUGCCCUUCUGCCAUCCCUCUCUGUGAGAGGGAUAGGGACGGUCCUGGGAUGUGGGACUCUUAAAGGUCACUCUUUUAGCUGUUGACUCGCUAUGUCUCAGGAGGGUUUUGCAGAGUUUUCAGAGUUGUACUGUCAAAGGAAACCUCCAUUUAAAAGGUGAUAAAGUCAAUGUGCAACAUCACGUGGGAGGAGGCUCUAAAGGGCGACUCCAUCCCAGUUUAUCUUACUUUCCCAUUCCUUACAACAGCCCUGCAUCUCCAACCUGCUGGACUCACUUUGCCGAGGGUGUAGCUUACCAAGAGGGGCCUGCCUGACCCCUCAUCCCCAUAUUAUCUUCUUGGAUAAUUUUCCACUUUCUCUUAAAAAACCCUGUCUCUCCUCCUAAUGAAAGCCAUAACCACUCCUGUGACCCUGCAGCAGGGAGGGAACGCACAGCCUCCCGUGGGACAGCAGCGACGCCUGGGCGCCGGGGCGAUCCGAGGGGGUAGGCAGGAGGAUGGGUGCGGUACCCGUGGCUGUCUCACAUCACAGACCUGAAGCAUCAGGUCUUUGCUGAGCUCCCACGGUGCUGCUCAUGAGCCACUCGGCCAGUUCAGAGCUGUGGGUCUGACUCGUCGCUGUCUUGUGCCAUCACACACUCCUAUGGCAAAUUCGUGCAGGCAUGGCAAAACCCGCCUGUGUGAAGGCACUAGUGUUUUUGCACAACGGUCAGUGAUAAAUCAGGCUCACCGGACUCUCCUCCAUCCACAGUAGGUGCAUCUCAUGCAGAUAUCUGCUCUUUAGGAUUUCUUCUGCCACAAGUAAUGUUCGCCCUAGCCACAAGCUACCACACUGGCCAAAAGUUUUUGGAGGGUUCACCUUCCUUAACUCCCUCAUUGGUCCUUUUUUCCUUAAGAAAAAGCAUCUUUUUGCUCAGAAGAAAUUAAAAAACUCCCAUAACCAUCUUCUGGUGAUGACAAAAGUUGCAAUCGCCACUGUUUCUAAUUGACACUUUGGAAGGCUUUGGAUAAUAAUUCACUUAAAUGCUUGCGAAUUGAAGUAUGUCAGCAUUUUUCUAGGACAUUCCCAAGUAAAAUAAUAUGACUGGUACAAGACAUUUGUCAUGCAGAUGCAUCUUGGCCAGAUGUUUAUGUUUCCUCUAAGUGCAGCACAACACGUAUCAAAGCUGCAUUAGAAAAGACCUAGAAUGCCACAAUACUCAGGCAUGUUCAGAGAAAUGCAUUGAUACACUGCAUUUAUCUGGCACGUUUUCUCUUCAGAAAAUUUUACAAGUAUGAGUCACAUCAGACCUGUCUGAGGCAGGUAGGUAUUACAGCCAUUUUAGAGACAGGAAGCCAAAAGCCGGGAAAAAGACCUGAUGUUUAGUGGUUUGAUGCCCCCUUGCAACUUCGACUAGCUGCAGGUGGAGCCUUGUGUUUUCCACCCUUUUGAAAAUCCAGACCGUAGCUGGUUUAUCCGAAUCUGCAGUGGUUGUAAAUGUGAAAGCCAGGAUUAGGACACUCAGGAUCCUGACUCCAUCAGAGCACUGCUACGAUGCUUUGAUCCCACAAAGCACAUAAGCACUUGCCUAAUUUCAAGCAUGAACGUCCCAUUAAUGAUGCUAUUGCCAUGCUUAAAGCUAGGCACAUGCCUAAUUGCUUUGCUAGAUUGGGAAUUACUUUAAAAUAUAUUAACGUUUAGCAUAUUUUGAAAAUCCAAAAAUGUGUCCAUUUCUGAUUAUGUUUCGGGCAUUGUCAAGGAUAUCUGGACUGUGUAUGCAGCCGCUCAACCCAGUGGAGCACUUUUUAGCCAAUCCAGGCAGAGUUUAAUGAGUUUUGGGUAGUACCAUCCCGUUGUCAGAUGUAAUCGAGGGUGACACGUCCUGCGAGGUUCUGACUUCUGUGCUGCUGCAAGAGGCAAAGUGGCUCCUUGUGGCCGUCGGUGCUAACAACACAUCACCAACAACUGACUGUGGCGUUAGGUCGCGCUGGUAAGAUGUGAGCGCGGUGGCUAAUUUCUGAAGUAAAGCGACAUCUUAUCCAUCAAGUGCGUUGUACUUUCCAUUUCUUCCUGUAAUCUGUUGCAGAAGAGGUGAACAGAAGUCGUUUAAAUGUGAAACAGACCCAAACUUCUUGUUCCGUUACUCCAAGGUGCUAAUCUGCAGACACACGGGUGUUUAUGGAGGUGCGUCGGUGUUUGCAGGACCGUGGUCCUGAAGGAUCAUUUCAGUGGCAGGGUUGAGAUCAGGGAUCUAACAGGGAGAAUGAACAAACCCCUGUCAUUUGGAAAGACAAAAGUGGCAGAAAGCAUCACAGGACUUUGCCGACAAACUGGCUACAUCUUACAAUUUUCCUUCUGUUUUGAUUUUUUUUUUUUGUUUUAUCCAGUUUGGCACAGAAUACUGUAUUUCCAUCGAUUAAAAUCUUGUCUGGUAACUAACUAAACAACUUGUUCAUGGAAAAUUAAAAAAUAAAUAAGUAAACUGUCAAUUGUGGAAUGUAAACUGAUUAAACAAAUAAAAAAAAAUCAUGUUGUGUGUUUUAA